UUUGUCUGAAGCAGAAGUUUUUUGCGUCUGUCGCUCCUCGCCUUCCGCGGAGAGCUGCUGAAAAACUACCGCAUAGAAGAGAGAGAAAAGAGGAAGUGUUCGGGGGGAGAAAGAGAGAAAGAGGGAGGGCGAGACAGACAGAAAGAGAGGAAGAAGAAGCCGGGGGAGGACCGUUAAUUUCAUCCAUAAACCGACUCUGAAUGCGUGGCGGAGCCGAGCUGCAGGAAGAAAAAACCCAGCAUCGAGAUUCAAAAAGCAGUCUAAAUGUAUAACAUGGAUCAGGACCAGGACGAUGGGGAGAUCUACAUGAACCAGGAGGAUGACUGGGAUCGGGAUCUGCUCCUGGAUCCUGCAUGGGAGAAACAGCAGAGAAAGACAUUUACAGCGUGGUGUAACUCCCACCUGAGGAAAGCAGGAACGCAGAUCGAUAACAUCGAGGAGGACUUCCGGGACGGACUGAAGCUCAUGCUGCUGCUGGAGGUCAUCUCAGGUGAACGUUUGGCCAAACCUGAGAGAGGCAAGAUGAGAGUCCACAAGAUCUCCAACGUGAACAAGGCGCUCGACUUCAUCGCCAGCAAAGGAGUGAAGCUGGUGUCCAUCGGAGCUGAGGAGAUCGUAGACGGCAACGCCAAGAUGACCCUGGGAAUGAUCUGGACCAUAAUCCUCCGCUUCGCCAUCCAAGACAUUUCUGUGGAAGAGACCUCUGCCAAAGAGGGGCUGCUGCUGUGGUGUCAGAGGAAGACGGCGCCCUACAAGAACGUCAACAUCCAGAACUUCCACAUCAGCUGGAAAGAUGGUUUGGGUUUCUGUGCACUCAUCCAUCGACACCGUCCAGAACUCAUCGAUUACGGAAAACUGCGAAAGGACGACCCGAUGACCAACCUGAACACGGCCUUCGACGUGGCUGAGAAAUACCUGGACAUCCCCAAGAUGUUGGACGCAGAAGACAUCAUUAGCACGUUGCGGCCGGAUGAGAAGGCCGUCAUGACCUAUGUGUCGUGUUACUACCACGCCUUCUCAGGCAAGCAGAAGGCGGAGACGGCUGCGAACAGGAUCUGUAAAGUGCUGGCGGUAAACCAGGAGAACGAGCAGCUGAUGGAGGACUAUGAGAAGCUGGCCUCUGAUCUGCUGGAGUGGAUCCGGCGCACCAUCCCGUGGCUGGAGAACCGUCUGCCGGAGAACACCAUGGCGGCGAUGCAGCAGAAGCUGGAGGACUUCCGGGAUUACCGCCGCCUUCACAAGCCGCCGAAAGUGCAGGAGAAGUGCCAGCUGGAGAUCAACUUCAACACGCUGCAGACCAAGCUGCGGCUCAGCAACCGGCCCGCCUUCAUGCCCUCCGAGGGGAAGAUGGUGUCGGACAUCAACAAUGCGUGGGGGGGUCUGGAGGGAGCGGAGAAAGGCUACGAGGAGUGGCUGCUCAACGAGAUCCGCCGACUGGAGAGACUCGAUCAUCUGGCCGAGAAGUUCCGUCAGAAAGCAGCGAUCCAUGAAGCCUGGACCGACGGUAAGGAGGCCAUGCUGCAGAAGCACGACUACGAGACAGCCUCUCUGUCGGAGAUCAAAGCUCUGCUGAAGAAACACGAGGCGUUCGAGAGCGACCUCGCCGCCCAUCAGGACCGCGUGGAGCAGAUCGCUGCCAUUGCACAGGAGUUAAAUGAACUGGACUACUACGACUCCCCCAGUGUGAACGCUCGCUGUCAGAGGAUCUGCGAUCAGUGGGACGCUCUGGGAGCUCUGACCCAGAAACGCAGCGAGGCUCUGCAGAGAACCGAGAAGCUCCUGGAAACCAUCGACCAGCUGUACCUGGAGUUUGCCAAGCGAGCGGCGCCCUUCAACAACUGGAUGGAGGGCGCCAUGGAGGAUCUGCAGGACACCUUCAUCGUGCACACCAUCGAGGAGAUCCAGGGGUUGAGCACGGCCCACGAGCAGUUCAAGGCCACGCUGCCCGAGGCCGACAAAGAGCGGCAGGCGAUCCUCGGGAUCCACAACGAGAUCGCCAAGAUCGUGCAAACGUACCACGUGAACAUGGCCGGCACGAACCCCUACACCACCAUCAACCCGCAGGAGGUCAACGCCAAGUGGGACAAGGUGCGGCAGCUGGUUCCUCAGAGGGACCAGGCUCUGAUCGAGGAGCACGCCCGGCAGCAGAACAACGAGCGUCUGCGCAGACAGUUCGCCAACCAGGCCAACGUGAUCGGACCCUGGAUCCAGACCAAGAUGGAGGAGAUCGGGCGCAUUUCGAUGGAGAUGCACGGCACGCUGGAGGAUCAGCUGACUCACCUCCGUCAGUACGAGAAGAGCAUCGUCAACUACAAGCCAAAGAUCGACCAGCUGGAGGGAGACCACCAGCUGAUCCAGGAGGCGCUCAUCUUCGACAACAAGCACACCAACUACACCAUGGAGCAUAUCCGUGUGGGCUGGGAGCAGCUGCUCACCACCAUCGCCCGCACCAUCAACGAGAUCGAGAACCAGAUCUUAACGAGAGACGCGAAGGGCAUCAGCCAGGAGCAGCUGAACGAGUACCGGGCCUCCUUCAACCACUUCGACAGGGAUCACUCGGGCACUCUGGGUGCGGAGGAGUUCAAGGCCUGCCUGAUCAGCCUGGGCUUCGAUAUCGCCAACGAUGCACAGAAGAGAGCAGGAUUCAUGGAUGCUGAAGACUUCAAAACCUGCCUUAUCUCCAUUGGUUACAACCUGGGGGAGAACGAGUUUUCCCGCAUCAUGAGCAUCGUGGAUCCCAACAGGAUGGGCAUCGUCACGUUCCAGGCCUUCAUCGACUUCAUGUCCCGGGAGACAGCCGACACCGACACCGCCGACCAGGUCAUGGCCUCCUUCAAGGUCCUGGCCGGGGACAAGAACUACAUCUUAGCGGACGAGCUGCGCCGGGAGCUUCCCCCGGACCAGGCGGAGUACUGCAUCGCCCGCAUGGCUCCGUACACCGGGCCGGACGGCGUUCCCGGGGCUCUCGACUACAUGUCGUUCUCCACGGCGCUGUACGGAGAGAGUGACCUCUGAACUCUGACCUUCCUGCUUCAAACACCGCCACCUCCACCUCCUCUUCCCCCUCCUCCACCUCCUCCUCCGUCACCAAACUCCCACGAUGCGUUCUGUAUGUAGAGAAAGGCCCCAGACUCCACUGACCGGUCCUUUUACCUCGGCAGGGUCCAGGAGGUUCUGGUUAGUGUGUUGUGUGUGACCUCCUGAGUGCGUGAGGUAAAGUCUCUCCAGUGGAGUCUGGCGGGUUUGGAGAGAGGGUUAUGACCUAAUUUCCGCUCAGAAGAGUCGUCUGUCAGCCAGGUAAAGGUGUGCGCUAUAUUAAGAAUAUUUUCCUUGCUUUACCUCGCUGUCAGACGGCUCCCUGACGAGGAAGAGUUUGCUCUUUCCAAAUAUGACAGCUGAACGAUGACCUUCCUGCUUCAUCAGCGCCACCAAACUCCUCUCCUCCUGCGACCCUUUUUGUACGUCUCUGGCCUUAUCUUCCUCAUCCUCCUCCUCCUUCUCCCCCUCACUGUCUCCGUUGUAUUUGCUCCCCACGCGACGCAGCAGCUCUCCAGGUUUACAAAGAGGGAGAGCGUUUUUGUUAUUUUCUGUUUUUAUUUUUCUCGUUGUCGUUGUUUUUUUUCUUCAUAAAAUGAAUAAAGUUAACAUAUUUUAUUAUACUGAACAAAAAAAAGAAAGGUAUUUUUCUUCACCCGAUUGAAAAUAAGAGACAAGAAUUGUAAUAAAGAAAAAUUGCUAUAA
Molecule: messenger RNA, 3741 nt
Organism: Eleginops maclovinus (Patagonian blennie)
Lineage: Eukaryota; Metazoa; Chordata; Actinopteri; Perciformes; Eleginopidae
Gene: actn1
Product: actinin, alpha 1
Exons: 22
Coding region: 265-3015 (916 amino acids)
Biological process (GO): muscle cell development; actin cytoskeleton organization
Cellular component (GO): Z disc; cortical actin cytoskeleton; plasma membrane
Molecular function (GO): actin filament binding; calcium ion binding
Source: RefSeq, a predicted model, not a curated record